ACAAUUUGGCGCGCGUUAGCUCAACGGACAGACGGAGCGUUGAAUUGAGAGCCGUUGAGUGUUGUAUUGUGUACUUUUGAGCCUGCUGUUAUUGUAUUUCACAGUUUUGUUUAUUUAUUUGAGUGAUUUUAUAUUAAAAAUAAUGUUCUCCAAAGCAAAAAGAUUUGAACCAUCAUCUCUGAAAAACCAAACAAAAGAAACAAAGCAGCAAGAACUGGAGAAAGUACAGCCAGAGACCCAGAAAGAGAAGCCAACAAAUCAGCCAGAGGCAGACAAAGCAAAGCCAACAAAUCAGCCAGUGCCUGAGAAAGUAAAGCUAACAAAACAACCAGAACCUGUGAAAGUAAAGCCAACAAAACAGCCACAGCCUGAGAAAGUAAAGCCAACAAAACAGUCAGAACCUGAAAACGUGAAGCAAAAAAAGCAGCUAGACCUUGAGAAAUUAAAGCCAACAAAACAGCCAGAACCUGAGAAAGUAAAGCCAACAAAACAGCCAGAACCUGAGAAAGUAAAGCCAACAAAACAGCCAGAACCUGAGAAACUGAAGCCAACUGUGAAGACGCUAGCAGUCGUGAGCAAAUUGAAGUCUACUGUGACACCAUCAAAGGCAAAAACCAGCAGCGAUGUGCAGUCCCAGUGCAGUUCCAUUCUCAGCGUCAAAUCUUUUCUUACUCCCAAACCAGUUACAAAUAAGAAAAUUAUCAAGCCCCCAUCUAGCCUCAAAAAGCUAGAGCACUCCGGCCAAAAACUAAGUUGCAACAAAAUUCAAAACUGUAAGGUAGCCACUGAAGAUAUUAUCAAAGCCCAAGAAGCUGAAAUAAGGAACAAGGACUAUACUAUUAAUGAAUAUAACAAGCAAAUUGAAGAACUAAAAAAUGAAAUUGCUAAUUUACAAAAACAAAUGAAGGAAACCAAAAAUGUUAACACUACUGACAGUUUAAAUCAACAGCUAUCAAAGAUAUCUCUGAAAGAUGCUGAAGAAGGAUUAAAAACCAAAGAUAAUUCUAGUAAAAAGACUGCUCAAGAUAACUUAAACAUGAUUGCAAAAUAUGAACUUAAAAUUGCUGAAAUUGAACUUCUCUGUGAAAAAUUGGAGCAAGAAGUGAGCAGUAAACAAGUAGAAUUGACUUCUCUUGAAGAAGUUAUAACAAUUAGAGAUAGUUUGUGUCAGGAUCUUCAAGAGAAACUGAGCAAUAUGGAAUCUGUAUUGGAGGAAACUAAGUCUAGACUUGAAAUGGUUAAGGGACAUCAUGCCUUAGCACUAGAAGCCAAUGAGAGCAUUCGGCGAGAGUACAAGGCUGAGCUUGAAAGUCUGAAGUCUAAAUUUGAAGAAGAAAAGCAGGCCAUUAUAAGUAGAUCGAAAUCCGAACAGGAUAGCAUUAGAGAACAUUACAACAUUAUCAUUGAGUCCAUUAAGAAUCAGUUGACUAAAGAAAAAGAUGAGUUGUUAAAUGAUUUACAACAACAACUGGCAAAUAAGGACAAUGAGAUGAAAGCAAAACUUGAACAGAUUGAUGAGGCUACUCAUGAAAAGCUGAGGCUUUGCGAGAUUCAGUUUGAAGAGCGUAGUCGCUCAAUCCAAGAACACUGGACUCAACAACAAGAAAAAAUAUUCUCCCUAGAAAAAGAAACCAAAGAUCUCAAAUAUAGCAUUAGCAUGGCGGAACAGAAAAAUCAGUAUUUACAAAGAGACUUUGAUGCCCUAAAAAAAGAGUGUGAAAUGUUAAAAUCUGAAAAAGAAAGCAUCUUUGUUGAGACCAAUGAACUGAAAGAUGAAACAAAGAAGAAAUUCAUAGAUUUUGAAAAUGAGAUCAAUAAACUCACAGUAGAGGUGGAUAAGACAAGUAAGGAGAAACGUCAGUUUGAAAUGUCUCUAUCUGUAACUCGAGAUAUUGUCCAAGUUCUCACAAUGCGGCUCCGAGAAUCUGAUAAUGAAUUGGAACAUUUGGAAGAGAAAGUUAAAUCCUUAACUGAUGUUAAAGAGGCUCUCGAAAAUGAACUUAGUUCAUACAAAAGCUCUUUAAAUAAUGCGCUCCUAGAAUGCAACGAAUACAAGGAAGCCUUGGUCAAUAUUCUCAAGUCGAAAGCGGCCCUAGCCAAGGAACACACGCGUAUAAUGGAGCAUAACGUUACGCUCAUCGAGAGUCUGCAAAACGUUGAAAAGGAGGCAUAUCGCGAACUCGGCACUAUACAGAGUGAACUUAUUGAAGACGUGGAAAUGAUAAAGAAGGAGUCUAAAUCUCAAAUUAAAGUCUUGCAAGAUGAGGUGGAGAAGAAGCGCUUGUUGUGCACGCUGGCCACGGAGCAGGCGGCGGCGGCGGCGGCCGGCGCGGAGGCGGCGCGCGCGCUGCUGGCGCACGCGGCCGCCGAGCUCGAGCGCCGCGACGCCGACAACCAGCGCCUGCAUGCACAGAUACAAGACCAACAGUCGCUCGUAGUGGAGCUCUCCCUGCUGCGCCAAGAGAAUGAGGAGCUGACCAUGACCGUGGCGAAGCAGUCCUCGCUCAUCGACAAGCUGAAGAAAGACGCCGAAACCCACGUCGCGCCUAAAUCCCCCUCGCUCAUGCGCAAAACGCAUAAGAUUGGCAAAGAAAACUUGCCCGCUGUUGUCAGCCCCCUUAGAGAACGCAACCACUGACUUAUGUCGUAUACAGUACGAUCUCCAUAAUCCAUAAUUUCAUCAAGCAGUCGUACCUCUCCGGUACCAUUAUAUUUUAUCAGCAUUGAAUUUUGUACUAAUUUGCCGAAUUACCGUGUUGACCUGAUGACACUGUAUGAAUACCUAGUAUGUAGGUCUUCAUGCUAGGUAUAAAAAAUAAGGGUUCCUUUUGUACGUUUUAGGUACGGAACCCUAAAAAAUAAAAAAGGACUGAAUUUAAUAAUAAGCCUGUUGAUGUGACUGCCAUGUUUCCACAAACAUGGUAAUAACGCGUACUUUUUGCCUUGACUUCCCUACGAUAAGAUUAUUUUCUUAAGUCUUAACCAAUUGCGGCAGCUUUCAGUAUAAGUUCCACUUGUGUUAUUUCCGUUAGUGUUUGUUUUAAAUUAUGUAAAGACUGUUAAAAUAAAUCGUGUGUUGUUAUAAUAUUUGGAAACAUUAAGUUUGCCUGAUAGACGAUAGUAAUAUAAAUACCAAAAAUCUGUAUUUAACUCUGUUUGUUAACAAAUACGAAAAUCUAAUCCAUUUUUAUCAUAUUCCUAUGUUUAUUGAGUUAGGAUUCGUUUGUAUGUUAAUUUAUUACAAAAUUUAAAUAUUCUUGUGUAAGUUAUUGUCUCAUACUCAUAAAAUUUGCGUGUGCAAAAUAAAUUUAUGAGAAAUCGUAA
Molecule: messenger RNA, 3324 nt
Organism: Cydia fagiglandana
Lineage: Eukaryota; Metazoa; Arthropoda; Insecta; Lepidoptera; Tortricidae
Product: golgin subfamily A member 4-like
Exons: 6
Coding region: 143-2638 (831 amino acids)
Source: RefSeq, a predicted model, not a curated record